Blastomyces dermatitidis ER-3 is the source of this 1209-nucleotide messenger RNA. RefSeq lists its product as uncharacterized. Lineage: Eukaryota; Fungi; Ascomycota; Eurotiomycetes; Onygenales; Ajellomycetaceae. The coding region runs from base 1 to 1209 and encodes 402 amino acids. The record is from RefSeq and is a predicted model, not a curated record. The transcript has a single exon.
AUGGAACUUCAGCGGGUUCCAGGUCCAUCCAUCAACGCUGCUAGAAAGCGGAUGAGGACAUCUAGUGAAAAUCACUCGCCUAGUAGAAAAACCAGCCUUCCUCGCGCCCAAUCUAUCGAAAGAUAUCUCCGGCCCCGAAAAGGAUUCCUAUCAUUACCAAUCGAACUACGAUGCGAGAUUUAUUCCUACCUACUCGUAGUGGACCCAAGUAUGAAUGCCCCCGAUGAUCUAAACAAGCCCCUGGACAAGGUGUUGUGUCUUCAGACUCUCCACCUUAAUAGACAGAUUCGUGAGGAAGCGCUACAUAUCUUGUUACACAAGAACGUGUGGAUCCACUUCCAAAUAGGCCCCAUCACCGUACCGAAGCAUGACAGCUAUCAUAUAUACCAGCUCGGGGACGCCGGACGCUAUGCCCAGCCGAAUAUCCCUAUCAGCGGGUUCUUGGGCGAAAGAGUGAGGCAAAGGCUCGUGGCAGAUGUGAAAGUUACCCAGCGAUCAGAAUUCGUGGAUGAACAGAGAUGGCAAACCGAGGAGGGAGUUGAAGUCCGUAAGGACAUCCUCUUUGCAUACAAUGCGGGCCGCUACAAUCAUCUAUGUCAUCUAAUCCGCCGAUUCGGAGCUCUUGCCAUCAAGAGCCUUGACAUUUCUGUCUGUUUUCUAGAACAUAGGUCCUGGCGGUGGCAGUUGAGCUCAGACAUGCGACUGGGGCUCGCACAGUUAUUGGUUACCACCAAGAACACCCUUUCUUUCACAGUCCGGGGAGCAGAGGAGCUACAGGACAGAUUUAAAAUAGCGGAGGACGGAUGGAGGUCAUACUCACGGAAUACUCCUGCUCCAAAACAGUUCAACGACGAACUAGAAGAAAUUAUAUCCAAGUCGGCGAUCGCGCUUGACCAGGGCGCAUAUAACGACGCCAGAUGUCGCCUCAGCUACGUGGAUGAUAUACAAGCCAUCCACUCCCAAGCAUUUGUACAGGGUGAUCCCGACGAAGAGACCCGCCGCGAAGCUCUUGAAAGGGAUAUGUUCGUCAUUCAGGUGCUUGCUGUUGCACUAAGCGACAAACGUCGGCCACAAAGUGCGGCCCGCCUCCUCAGAAAGCUCGAUCUAAUGUGCGCGAAUGAAUGGUUCCGCGGGGGGGAUAAUGCAGGCCUGCUGGGCUAUGCUUGCGGAUCCCUAAAUAGGCGGCUUCCGAAAGCAGGACGCUCUUAA